Bacidia gigantensis is the source of this 1263-nucleotide messenger RNA. RefSeq lists its product as uncharacterized. The record is from RefSeq and is a predicted model, not a curated record. Gene Ontology annotation, biological process: proteasome-mediated ubiquitin-dependent protein catabolic process. Gene Ontology annotation, molecular function: ATP binding; proteasome-activating activity; ATP hydrolysis activity. Gene Ontology annotation, cellular component: proteasome regulatory particle, base subcomplex. The coding region runs from base 1 to 1263 and encodes 420 amino acids. The transcript has 5 exons. NCBI's taxonomy places the organism in Eukaryota, Fungi, Ascomycota, Lecanoromycetes, Lecanorales, Ramalinaceae.
AUGGCUGACGUCGCUGUCGAGAACCCUCUCAACUCCCUACCCCCUCAUAAGAAGCAGCUAGCCUCCAACAUUCCUAACGUUGAUCUUGAGGGCGUUGCCAACGACGAUAACGAUGAGUACUCGACACUGAAGAAACUACAAAGACACUUAGAGUACAUAAACCUGCAGGAAGAAUAUAUCAAGGAUGAGCAAAGAAGCCUUAAGAGGGAACUUGUCCGAGCACAAGAAGAAAUCAAGCGAAUACAGAGCGUCCCUCUCGUGAUCGGACAGUUCAUGGAAGCGAUUGACCAAAACACCGGAAUUGUGCAGUCAUCUACGGGCUCGAACUAUGUUGUCCGGAUCCUGUCGACCCUCGAUCGCGAAAAGCUCAAGCCUUCUUCUUCUGUCGCCCUCCACCGCCAUUCCAACUCACUUGUUGAUAUAUUACCGCCCGAAGCGGACUCCUCCAUAGCGAUGCUCGGCGCUCAUGAGAAGCCCGACGUGACCUACGGAGAUGUCGGAGGGCUCGAUAUGCAGAAGCAGGAGAUCAGAGAGGCAGUUGAGCUUCCUUUGACUCAGUUUGAUCUUUACAAGCAGAUAGGUAUUGAUCCACCCCGAGGUGUUCUGCUCUACGGGCCCCCAGGGACUGGUAAGACGAUGCUGGUCAAAGCUGUGGCAAACAGCACAACGGCAAACUUCAUUCGGGUGGUGGGCUCUGAAUUUGUGCAAAAAUAUCUUGGCGAAGGUCCGAGGAUGGUUCGUGAUGUCUUCCGCAUGGCCAGGGAAAAUUCCCCUGCCAUUAUCUUUAUUGAUGAGAUCGACGCAAUUGCUACAAAACGAUUCGAUGCUCAGACUGGUGCCGACAGGGAAGUACAGCGUAUUCUUCUGGAAUUGCUCAAUCAAAUGGACGGUUUUGAUCAAACCAGCAACGUCAAGGUCAUCAUGGCUACGAAUCGAGCGGAUACACUGGAUCCUGCCCUGUUGAGACCUGGUCGCCUUGACCGGAAGAUCGAGUUCCCCUCACUAAGAGAUCGAAGAGAACGUCGCUUGAUAUUCACCACUAUUGCUUCGAAAAUGUCACUUUCCCCUGAGGUCGAUCUUGACUCGCUGAUAAUUCGAAAUGAUCCAUUGUCAGGCGCUAUCAUUGCUGCCAUCAUGCAAGAGGCCGGCCUGAGAGCAGUAAGGAAGAACAGGUACAACAUCAUUCAAUCUGACCUGGAGGAUGCUUAUUCAAGUCAAGUGAAAGGAGAGUCAAGCGAUGUGAAAUUCGAUUUCUACAAAUAA